AUGGCCGAGUCGCCCGAUCAGCCGCCGCCGCCGCCGUCACCCGCACCCGCUGAGACCGCUGCCGCCCCACGGGCUCACGCAGCGUUCCGACUGCCUCCAUUCUCGGCCGAGGACCCCGCCCUGUGGCUGGCCCAGGUGGAGUGUGCCUGCCGGGUGGCCGGUAUCGCCGACAGCAGCGUCAAAUUCGACCUGCUAGUCGCCAACCUGCCGACUGACGUCGCUCGGCAGGUCCGUGACGUCAUCACCGCCACCCCGGCGGACUACACGGCGCUGACGAGCGCCCUGCAGGCCCGGCUGGCGCAGUCCCGGGCCGCACGCCUGUCCGCCCUGCUGCGCAACACCCAGCUCGGGGACCAGAAACCGACGCAGCUGCUCCUGCGCAUGCGUUCGGAGCUGGGAGAGGAGGCGCAGGACAGCGCGCUACUUAGAACGCUGUUUCUGCAGCGCCUGCCGCGGGCGGCCACGGCUGCCCUGUCGCUCCUCCCGGAGGACACCACGCUGAGCCAGCUGGCCGCCGCGGCCGACCGAUACGUGGAGGCGACCGGCCCUCACGAGCUCGCGGCCGUGCAGCUCGCCGACCCGACGGCCUGCGCUACUGCUGGCGAUGUGCCAACUCUGCACAGCACGGUGGCAGCGCUGACGGCUGCGGUUCAGCGACUGGAGAUGGCGCUCGGCGACCGCUCCCGCGCCGCCUCCCGGGACCGUGACGGAGGCGCAGUCUCUGACCGGUACCGCCGCCGGUCCCGCUCUCGCGGUCGACGGCAGCAGCCGCAGCAGCUGCAACAGCCACAGCAACAGCAACAGAAGCAGCUGUGCUUCUUCCACCGCCGCUUCGGUGCAGCGGCCAGGAAAUGCGCCGAGCCGUGCUCCUGGUCGCCGUUAAACGAGACGGCCUAG
Amphibalanus amphitrite is the source of this 897-nucleotide messenger RNA. RefSeq lists its product as uncharacterized. The coding region runs from base 1 to 897 and encodes 298 amino acids. The record is from RefSeq and is a predicted model, not a curated record. The transcript has a single exon. Lineage: Eukaryota; Metazoa; Arthropoda; Thecostraca; Balanomorpha; Balanidae.